This is a messenger RNA of Fraxinus pennsylvanica, 1332 nucleotides long. Lineage: Eukaryota; Viridiplantae; Streptophyta; Magnoliopsida; Lamiales; Oleaceae. The record is from the annotation of a GenBank genome assembly.
AUGCCAGAGAUCAUCGAUGAAGAAGGUAAUUUACUGCCACCAGAAGCCAUCAGGGAAGCCGCCGGUGCUGCUGGUGGCAGCGGAGGUGCGGAGGAGGCCAGCGUCAACCUGUUUAAGAAAUACGAGCUAGGGAGGCUCCUGGGAUGCGGAGCCUUCGCCAAGGUCUACCACGCGCGGGACUUGCGAACGGGCCAGAGCGUGGCGAUCAAGGUGGUGAACAAGCAGCGGAUCCUCAAGGGAAAUCUCACGGAGAAUAUCAAGAGGGAGAUCUCUAUCAUGCGCUGGCUGCGCCACCCCCACAUCGUCCGCCUCCACGAGGUUUUGGCGACCAAGACACGGAUCUACUUCGUCAUGGAGUUUGCCAAGGGCGGCGAGUUAUUCGCGAAAGUCGUGAAAGGCCGAUUCAGCGAGGACCUCAGCCGCAAAUAUUUCCAACAAUUGAUCUCUGCAAUAGGUUAUUGCCACUCACGCGGCGUUUUCCACCGUGAUCUGAAACCGGAAAACCUGUUGCUGGACGAGAAUUGGGAACUCAAGGUCACGGAUUUCGGGCUCAGUGCCUUGACGGAUCAGAUCCGACCCGACGGCCUCCUACACACCCUUUGUGGAACCCCAGCCUACGUGGCGCCGGAAAUCCUCGCAAAAAGGGGUUACGAUGGCGCCAAGGUUGAUGUAUGGUCUUGUGGGGUUAUACUGUAUGUGCUAAGUGCGGGUUAUUUGCCGUUCAACGACCCGAAUUUGAUGGUGAUGUACAGGAAAAUCUACAAAGGUGAAUUCCGGUGUCCCAAAUGGAUCUCACCCGAUUUAAAACGGUUCUUGACCCGAAUCCUGGACCCGAACCCGAUUACCCGGAUUUCAGUUAAUGAGAUCGUGAACGACCCCUGGUUCAAAAAGGGGUACAAGGAAAUCAAAUACCCGGUUGAUAAUGAGUUCGAGUUCAAGGAUUCUGGUGGUGACAUGGAGGGGAAUAAGUUCUUGAAUGCAUUCGAUAUUAUAUCGCAUUCCUCCGGUGUUGAUCUGUCCGGUUUGUUCAAUAACAAUCCUAAUCGUGUUACUAGUGAAAUGUUCAUAUCAGCCGAAUCACCGGAGAGAAUAAUUGAGAGAAUUGAGGAGGUGGCUAAAGAGGAAGGCAUGAAGGUGACUAAGAAGGGAAAGGGGAUAAGACUGCAGGGGAAUUUCACCGUUAUGGUGGAGAUUAACCGGUUAACGGAGGAGCUGGUGGUGGUGGAGGUGAAAAGAAGUGGACGUGGACGUGAUAUAUGGAAGGAGAAAUUCACGCCAAAGCUGAAUGAUUUGAUUUACCAGUCGAAAGGGCAGGUUGCCGGAUUGUCCUGA